AUGGCGGACAGUUUUGCUACUAGUUACUAUACCAAAGGAGAACCUAAUUCAUCUAAUAAGAUGUUAGCAAGAUUCUCCCUUCUUCUUCUGCUCCUCCUUGUCUUAGUAUCAGCUGAUUGUACCUGUACUGCUCCAGUCGAUUCGGGAAUCAACAAAGCAGUGGCAUUGAACUACAAGAUAGCUGCCAUCUUUUCUAUUCUUAUCGGGGGCGCAAUUGGUGUGUGUCUUCCAACUUUGGGGAAGAAAUAUCCAGCUUUACGACCUGAAAACAACAUUUUCUUCAUAAUCAAGGCCUUCGCAGCAGGAGUGAUCUUAGCAACAGGGUUCAUACAUAUAUUACCUGAUGCAUUCAAUCAAUUAACAUCUCCAUGCCUUAAUCAGAACCCUUGGGGAAAUUUUCCAUUUACAGGCUUCAUUGCCAUGGUGGCCACCAUUCUAACUUUAAUGGUGGACAGUUUUGCUACUAGUUACUAUACCAAAGUUCACUCUAACAUGGAAGCAGCUAAACCUGAGAACUCAAAUGAGGAGAAGACUGGAGCAGCUGGAGCACAUGCUGGUCAUUCACAUGGCUUGGGUGCCCUUGUCUCUGAAGAUUCGGGUUCUUCACCUCUUAUCCGGCAUCGCAUCAUAGCUCAGGUGCUAGAGUUGGGGAUUUUGGUUCACUCGGUGAUCAUAGGGAUUACAGUGGGGGUUUCUUCAAGCCCAAGUGUAGUAAAGCCUCUGUUUGCAGCCCUGACUUUCCACCAGUUCUUUGAGGGCACAGGACUGGGUGGAGCCAUCGCUCAGGCAAGAUUGAAAACCAGAAGUAUUGCAUUAAUGGGACUCUUCUUCUCCCUUACAACUCCAAUUGGGGUCAUAAUCGGUAUAGGAAUAGCGAAUAUUUACAGUGAAAGUAGUCCAACUGCACUCAUAGUUGAAGGGGUUCUUGAUUCUGUAGCAGCUGGUAUCUUGAUUUACAUGUCCCUUGUGGAUCUACUUGCAGCUGAUUUCAUGAGCACCAAAUUGCAAAGCAAUGUUAAGCUUCAGAUAGGGGCAAGCAUCUCACUUCUUGUUGGGGCUGGUUGUAUGUCUGUUUUGGCAAUAUGGGCUUGA
Telopea speciosissima is the source of this 1092-nucleotide messenger RNA. RefSeq names its product zinc transporter 3-like. Gene Ontology annotation, molecular function: zinc ion transmembrane transporter activity. The coding region runs from base 1 to 1092 and encodes 363 amino acids. Gene Ontology annotation, biological process: zinc ion transmembrane transport. The transcript is spliced from 4 exons. Lineage: Eukaryota; Viridiplantae; Streptophyta; Magnoliopsida; Proteales; Proteaceae. The record is from RefSeq and is a predicted model, not a curated record. Gene Ontology annotation, cellular component: plasma membrane.